UUUUUUUUUUUUUUUUUUUUGAAUUUCUUCUUUCUUUUAUCUUAUGAUGACGGAGGAUGCGAAUGCGAACGCGAAUGCGAAUGCUAAUGCUAAUGCUAAUGCUAAUGCUUCCUCCCCCUCUUACUGGCUCGAUGCUUGCGAAGACAUCUCUUGCGAUUUCAUUGAUUUUGAUCUUUCUUCAAUUGACCACUCACCCGAUAAUAACAAUAAUAAUAAUAAUAAUCAUGACUUUUUUGGUGGAAUUGAUCGAAUCUUAGACAGCUUCAAGAACGGUGCUGGCCUCCCUCUUCACACUUCCUCUCAUCCUAACACUAACCUCUCAAAUCCUACUAUUCAACAACACCAUGCUUUGCUCAACAACACUAACACUAACACUAACACACUUCAUCAUCAUGAUCAUCCCAAAAGGCCUCGCCUUUCCCCAUUCAACAAUAAUCAAAACCCUUUCUAUGCUACACUCAAUCAUCAACCCAACAAGGACGCCUCUUUCAAUAACAGGAAGAAGAGGCCAAGAGAUCAUUCUGAUACUGACAUUGAUAGGAAAACUAGGAGAGAUGUUAGAGAACAAAGAGGUUACUGGGAGAGGGAUAAGUCCUCUGCUUCCAAUCACUUAGUCUUUCGAUUGGGUACUUGGGAACCUGAUCCUAUUCGCCAACACAAAAUCCACAAUCACAUCAAACAGGAGGACGAACACAAUCAUAACACUUCUCAUGAUAAGCCUAAGGAAAAGGUUCCUGAGGAAAAAGCCAGACAGUAUCAGUUGGAUGUUCUUCACCAGGCCAAGACCAGAAAUACCAUAGCUUUUCUUGAAACCGGAGCUGGAAAAACCCUCAUCGCAGUUCUUCUCAUUAAAUCUAUACAGGAGACUUUACAUAAGCAGAAUAAGAAAAUGCUUGCAGUGUUUUUGGUUCCAAAAGUUCCACUUGUUUACCAGCAAGCUGAAGUCAUCCGUGAGCGGACUGGAUAUCAAGUGGGGCACUAUUGUGGAGAAAUGGGGCAGGAUUUCUGGGAUGCUCGAAGAUGGCAGCGUGAAUUUGACACUAAGCAUGUUUUAGUCAUGACUGCUCAAAUACUUUUGAACAUUUUGAGGCAUAGCAUAAUAAAAAUGGAAGCAAUCAAUCUUCUGAUUCUGGACGAGUGCCAUCAUGCUGUGAAGAAACACCCUUAUUCGCUGGUGAUGUCUGAGUUCUACCAUACAACACCCAAAGAAAAGAGGCCAUCCGUAUUUGGAAUGACUGCUUCUCCUGUUAAUUUGAAGGGUGUAUCCAGCCAAGUAGAUUGUGCAAUAAAAAUUCGUAAUCUUGAAAGUAAGCUAGAUUCAAUAGUUUGUACCAUUAAAGAUCGUAAAGAGCUGGAGAAACAUGUGCCCAUGCCCUCUGAGAUUGUGGUGGAGUAUGAUAAAGCGGCCAGUCUAUGUUAUUUACAUGAGCAGAUAAAGCAGAUGGAGACUGAAGUUGAGGAAGCUGCAAAAUCUAGUUCAAGAAGAAGCAAAUGGCAGUUUAUGGGAGCUAGAGAUGCUGGAUCUAAGGAAGAGCUGCGCCAAGUAUAUGGUGUUUCUGAAAGAACAGAAAGUGAUGGAGCUGCAAACCUAAUUCAGAAGUUGAGAGCUAUUAAUUAUGCACUCGGUGAACUGGGACAGUGGUGUGCAUAUAAGGUUGCACAAUCUUUUCUUGCAGCUCUGCAAAAUGAUGAAAGGGCAAACUACCAACUUGAUGUCAAGUUUCAGGAAUCUUAUCUGAGCAAAGUUGUAUCUCUUUUGAAAUGUCAACUGUCAGAGGGUGCCGUUUCUGAGAAAAAUGUUGGAGUUGAUGACUCAGAGAAUGGCGCGGCUCACAGUGGGUCUGACGAACACGAAGAGAUUGAAGAAGGAGAGCUUCCGGAUAGUCACGUCGUCUCUGGUGGGGAGCACGUGGAUGUCAUAAUAGGUGCUGCUGUGGCUGAUGGCAAGGUGACCCCUAAGGUGCAGGCUUUAAUCAAGAUACUCCUCAAGUAUCAGAACACAGACGACUUCCGUGCAAUCAUCUUUGUUGAGCGUGUUGUCUCUGCAUUAGUUCUACCCAAGGUUUUUACUGAGCUUCCAUCGCUUAGUUUUGUGAAGUGUGCAAGCUUGAUUGGUCACAACAAUAGUCAGGAAAUGCGGACCCACCAAAUGCACGAUACAAUUGCAAAGUUCCGUGAUGGGCGCGUUACGUUGUUAGUCGCCACAAGUGUUGCUGAGGAAGGACUUGAUAUCCGACAAUGUAAUGUUGUUAUUCGCUUUGAUCUUGCAAAGACUGUUCUGGCAUACAUUCAGUCUAGGGGACGUGCUAGAAAGCCUGGGUCUGAUUACAUCCUAAUGGUUGAGAGGGGAAAUUUAUCCCAUGAAGCAUUCCUAAGGAAUGCCAGGAAUAGUGAGGAAACUUUGCGGAGAGAAGCAAUAGAGAGAACUGACCUUAGUCAUCUGAAAGACACUUCAAGGUUGAUUUCUGUAGAUACCCAUCCAGAAACAAUUUAUCAGGUGAAAUCUACUGGUGCAGUAGUUAGCUUAAAUUCUGCUGUAGGUCUUGUUCACUUCUACUGCUCUCAGCUACCUAGUGACAGAUAUUCGAUUCUUCGUCCGGAGUUUAUUAUGGAGAAGCAUGAAAAAUCUGGAGUUUCCACUGAAUAUUCAUGCAAGCUUCAACUGCCGUGUAAUGCGCCAUUUGAAAACCUGGAGGGUCCUAUCUGCAGUUCAAUGCGCUUGGCACAACAGGCCGUUUGUCUAGCUGCUUGCAAAAAAUUGCACGAGAUGGGAGCAUUCACUGAUAUGCUAUUGCCUGAUAAAGGAAGUGGGGGGGAAAGAGAAAAGGCUGAACAAAAUGAUGAAGGGGAUGCAGUUCCAGGGACUGCUAGACAUAGGGAGUUCUAUCCUGAAGGUGUGGCCGACAUACUGAAGGGAGAAUGGAUUGUAUCUGGAAAAGAUGCUUGCAACGACUCCAAGUUGUUUCAUCUUUAUAUGUAUACCAUAAAGUGCGAAAAUUUAGGCCAUUCAAAGGAUCCAUUCUUGAAUCAGAUUUCAGAUUUUGCCGUACUUUUUGGCAAUGAGCUGGAUGCAGAGGUGUUAUCGAUGUCGAUGGAUCUAUUUAUCGCUCGAACCGUGACUACAAAGGCAUCUCUUGUCUUUAGAGGGUCAAUAGAUAUAACUGAGAGUCAGUUGUCUUCCCUGAAAAGCUUUCAUGUAAGAUUAAUGAGCAUUGUCUUGGAUGUGGAUGUUGAACCAUCUACCACUCCUUGGGAUCCUGCAAAAGCAUAUUUGUUUGCCCCAAUGGUUGGCGAUAAGUCUUUAGAUCCUAUGAACCAAAUUGACUGGCAUCUGGUUGAGACAAUAAUUGGAGCCGAUGCAUGGAAAAAUCCCCUCCAGAAGGCUCGACCAGAUGUUUACCUUGGUACUAAUGAGAGAACUUUAGGUGGCGAUAGAAGGGAGUAUGGAUUUGGGAAAUUGCGUCAUGGCUUGGCUUUUGGGCAAAAAUCACAUCCAACCUAUGGAAUCAGAGGAGCGGUGGCCCAGUUUGAUGUGGUGAAAGCUUCAGGAUUGGUUCCUCACAGAGAUUCCAUGCAAACACAAAAGCCUAUCAACAUGACUACUGCCAAAGGAAAACUGAUGAUGGCAGAUACCUGUACUAGUGCAGAGGAUCUGGUAGGGAGAAUUGUAACUGCUGCUCAUUCAGGGAAGAGGUUUUAUGUUGAUUCAAUACGCUAUGAAAUGUCAGCAGAGAACUCUUUCCCUAGGAAAGAAGGUUAUCUUGGUCCUCUGGAGUACAGUUCUUAUGCUGAUUACUACAAGCAAAAAUAUGGUGUUGAUUUAGUUUACAAGCAGCAACCUCUUAUAAGAGGGCGUGGUGUAUCAUACUGCAAGAAUCUAUUGUCCCCUCGAUUUGAACACAGCGAAGCACAUGAAGGUGAAUCUGAAGAGACUCAUGACAAAACUUACUAUGUUUUCCUUCCUCCUGAGCUAUGCCUAGUACACCCACUGCCUGGAUCACUCAUUCGUGGUGCUCAAAGGCUGCCUUCAAUAAUGAGGAGGGUUGAAAGCAUGCUUCUUGCUGUUCAGCUUAAGAAUAUGAUAAACUAUCCUGUUCAGUCUUUAAAGAUCUUGGAGGCCUUGACCGCUGCCUCUUGCCAGGAGACAUUCUGCUAUGAGAGGGCAGAGCUUCUAGGAGACGCUUAUCUGAAAUGGGUUGUUAGUCGAUUUCUUUUCCUAAAAUAUCCACAGAAACAUGAAGGCCAGCUUACUAGGAUGAGACAACAAAUGGUCAGUAACAUGGUAUUAUAUCAGUAUGCAUUAAGUAAGGGUCUUCAAUCAUAUAUCCUAGCAGACCGCUUUGCCCCAUCCAGAUGGGCAGCUCCUGGGGUGUUGCCUGUCUUUGAUGAGGAUACAAAGGAUGGGGAGUCAUCUUUAUUUGAGCAGGAGCAAUCCAUUUCUAAGACUGAAAGGAUGGACAACACUGAUGUAUUUGAGGAUGAAAUGGAAGAUGGUGAGCUUGAGAGUGAUUCAAGUUCUUACCGAGUUCUGUCUAGCAAGACACUUGCGGAUGUUGUGGAAGCACUGAUUGGGGUAUAUUAUGUCGAAGGUGGUAAGAAUGCUGCUAACCACCUUAUGAAAUGGAUUGGUAUUCACAUAGAGAUUGAUCCCGAUGAGAUGGAGUGUACAAGAAAGCCAUCUGAUGUUCCGGACAGCAUACUUAGGAGUGUUGAUUUUGAUGCUUUAGAAGGUGCUCUAAAUAUUAGGUUUAAAGACAAGGGACUGCUGAUAGAAUCCAUAACUCAUGCCUCCAGACCAUCUUCAGGAGUAUCCUGUUAUCAGCGGUUGGAGUUUGUUGGUGAUGCUGUCUUGGAUCAUCUUAUAACCAGGCACUUGUUUUUCUCGUACACAGAUCUGCCACCAGGACGUCUGACUGACCUUCGUGCUGCUGCUGUAAACAAUGAAAAUUUUGCACGUGUUGCAGUUAAACACAAUCUUCACAUGCAUUUGCGACAUGGGUCCAGUGCCCUAGAAAAACAGAUUAAAGAAUUUGUGAAGGAAGUUCAAAAUGAAUUGUCAAAACCAGGGUUUAACUCGUUUGGUCUUGGAGACUGCAAAGCUCCUAAGGUCCUUGGUGACAUCGUUGAAUCUAUUGCUGGUGCCAUUUUUCUUGACAGUGGGAGGAAUACUGCUGUUGUUUGGAAGGUUUUUCAGCCUCUUUUGCAUCCUAUGGUUACCCCAGAGACUUUGCCAAUGCAUCCUGUGCGUGAGCUGCAAGAGCGAUGCCAGCAGCAGGCCGAAGGCUUGGAGUAUAGAGCAAGUCGUGUUGGCAAUUUGGCCACUGUUGAAGUAUUCAUUGAUGGGGUACAAGUAGGGGCUGCUCAAAAUCCACAGAAAAAAAUGGCACAGAAAUUAGCUGCCAGAAAUGCUCUUGCAGCUUUGAAAGAGAAGGAAGUGGAGAAAAUUCAGGAGAAGAAUGAUGAGAAUGAGACAAAGAAUGGGAACCAGACAUUUACUAGACAGACAUUAAAUGACAUCUGUUUGCGAAGAAAUUGGCCUAUGCCAUUCUACCGGUGUGUGAGUGAGGGUGGUCCUGCACAUGCAAAGAGGUUUACCUUCGCAGUGCGCGUCAAUACUACUGAUAAAGGUUGGACUGAUGAAUGUAUUGGAGAGCCAAUGCCAAGCGUCAAGAAGGCCAAAGACUCAGCUGCUGUUCUUCUCUUAGAACUUAUAAACAAAUUAUACUCUUGAUAGAUGGAGUGUUUGUCAUUCGCAUUCUAUCUUGUCAAAUUAUUUAUCAACUUGUUCAAACUACCAUCUCCCAAUCAGAACCAGUAGUUAAAUAAAUUAGAAACUACAGAGAUUUUACGAAUUGGGAAAAAGUUGUCCAAUUAUUUGUGGUUCCAAUGAGAAAAAUAUGAAAGUUACAAUCUAGAUUGCAAUUUUUCUACUAGCACACGGGCCUGGUCCCAUAAUUUUAUAUUUAUGAACACUCACCAUGGCUAGUAUAUUUUGUAACAGAAGAGAGUGCAUAAAACAAGUGGUUACAGACCAGAAUUUCGCAUUGAGGCCUGACAGCCAGCAUUUAGUCUAUGAUUGUUUUCAAUAACUCCUGUAGUAGCUUUGUUUGUCAGGUAUCUUAUUGACACCUGCUAUUAAAAGUUAUACUAAUUUGCAGGCUAUUUUUUUUGAA
This is a messenger RNA of Cicer arietinum (chickpea), 6173 nucleotides long. NCBI's taxonomy places the organism in Eukaryota, Viridiplantae, Streptophyta, Magnoliopsida, Fabales, Fabaceae. The record is from RefSeq and is a predicted model, not a curated record.